GGCUGCUGCAGAGAAAGCCCAGAGUGACCCGGACAUACAACCGGGGCCUGUUUUGUGACUGCAGCCUCCUUCCUGUAGCCCGGUUGAGGAAGUGAAUUUCGCUGACAGGGCUGGGUUCAGUGAGGGAGAGGCGAACAAAACAUCUUAAGUCAAAAAAACAACAAGAGCCGAGAGGAGCGACUUGUUCAUCCGCAGUAAAGCUAAGCUCUACAGUUAUCGGUGAAAUCGUGCUCCCCUGCCCCCGCUGAGACCGCCGCAGACCGCCGCAGACAUGAAUGACCAGCAGCUGGACUGUGCUCUGGACCUGAUGAGGCGUCUGCCUCCUCAGCAGAUUGAGAAGAACCUCAGUGACCUCAUUGACCUGGUGCCCAGCCUGUGUGAGGACCUCCUCUCCUCUGUGGACCAGCCCCUGAAGAUUGCCCGUGACAAGGCUGUGGGGAAAGACUAUCUGCUCUGCGAUUACAACAGAGACGGCGACUCCUACAGAUCCCCGUGGAGUAAUAAGUAUGAGCCUCCCAUUGAAGACGGUGCAAUGCCUUCAGCUCGCCUGCGGAAACUCGAGGUUGAAGCCAAUAAUGCCUUCGACCAGUACAGAGACCUGUACUUUGAGGGUGGCGUGUCCUCCGUGUACCUCUGGGACUUGGAUCAUGGCUUUGCUGGAGUUAUUCUCAUCAAGAAGGCCGGAGAUGGAUCCAAGAAGAUCAAAGGGUGCUGGGACUCCAUCCAUGUGGUGGAGGUGCAGGAGAAGACCAGCGGUCGUACUGCUCACUACAAACUCACCUCCACUGUCAUGCUGUGGCUCCAGACAACCAAGACCGGCUCUGGUACCAUGAACCUGGGUGGCAGCCUUACAAGACAGAUGGAAAGGGAUGAGUCAGUUGGAGAGUCCGCACCCCACAUCGCCAACAUUGGCCGCCUUGUUGAAGAUAUGGAGAACAAGAUUCGCUCCACACUGAAUGAAAUCUACUUUGGCAAGACGAAGGACAUCGUCAACGGUCUAAGAUCUAUUGAAUCUUUGCCUGAUAACCAAAAGUACCGGCAGCUCCAGAAGGAGCUGUCACAGGUCCUCACCCAGCGUCAGAUCUUCAUUGACUAGGGUCAGAGGAGUGUUCAGACUCUGGCUGACAAGUCAAAGCAGGAGGCUCUGAGGAACGACCUGGUGGAUGCACUCAAACGCAAACAAAACUGCUAGAGAUGCUACUGUUGUUUUUUUCUUCUGUCUCUCUCUCUCUCUCUUUCUCUCUCUUGCGCGCGCCUCAUCUCUGCCAUCUUUUUCUCUGUUUCUUUACGUCUCCCCCUCCAUGCCUGUUUCAGUGCUGCACUCGUUUAUUUGUGGAAAAAACAAAAAAUGAGAAAAUGCUUAGCUUUUUAUUUGUUUUUUUGUUUUGUUAAUUGUUUUCUGUCAGGUUUUUUGUUUUCAUGCAUCUCAUCUGCCAUGAAGCCAUUCACUCACGCUCCCUCUGUCUCUCACCCCUCUCUUCUCUCUUCUUUCCCACGUUACCGAUAUUAUGAUAGUAUUACCACGGUUAAUGAUAAUAUUACAGUGUGAGGGUCAUUGUAGUUAAUAAUCCCUGAUGUUCUCACAGCUGACGUGUCUUCGGUCAGUGUCAAAUGGGUGAUCUUGGCACCGCUCUUCCUCCGUGACAAGGAAACGGACACAGACUGUGCUGUAGGUGGUGUAGGCUCGGCGGGGCCGUCAUUAUUAUGGACAUCAAAUUUAUUUCUUGCACCUAUUUUUGUCUACAACACCCCCCCCCAAAUAUAUUUGUAUAAAAUUAUUACUGUCAGUGUAUAGCUGUCAUUAUUCUGGGAAAUGUAAACGGUGUGAACACGAGGGCAGCCCUCGGUUUGCAUUACAAGGUUUUAACUCUUUAUUCCACUUCACGUGCAUGUGAGCCUGUGUUUGAGCACGGGGCUGCAGAAAGUGGGAAUGAAGACUUGUCAAACAGGGGAUGGACUGUUUUAAUCACCGGGUGAUGAUUACACCCACGUCGUCAACCCCAGCCUCCUACACGGUGUAUAACAUGACAGUUUGCCUCCCCCUCUUGUUCUGCUUACUCAACUCUUCUCUCUCCUACUAUGUCUUUGUUGGGGGUCACAGUUUGUCUUUGUGUCUCAGUGGAAACCUUUAACUGUUUCCAUUUUUUUUUUUUGGAGGGGAAUGUUUUGUUGUAUUUUUGUUUUGUUUUUAUUUUGUAAAGCUUAUGAUUCAUAUUGUAUUAGAGCCUCCAGCAACAAUAAAAACAGUAAAAAGCUG
Molecule: messenger RNA, 2257 nt
Organism: Acanthopagrus latus (yellowfin seabream)
Lineage: Eukaryota; Metazoa; Chordata; Actinopteri; Spariformes; Sparidae
Gene: capzb
Product: capping actin protein of muscle Z-line subunit beta
Exons: 10
Coding region: 272-1096 (274 amino acids)
Biological process (GO): barbed-end actin filament capping; negative regulation of filopodium assembly; actin cytoskeleton organization
Cellular component (GO): cytoplasm; F-actin capping protein complex
Molecular function (GO): actin filament binding
Source: RefSeq, a predicted model, not a curated record